Thamnophis elegans (Western terrestrial garter snake) is the source of this 1108-nucleotide messenger RNA. Its product is annotated as myeloid-derived growth factor-like. NCBI's taxonomy places the organism in Eukaryota, Metazoa, Chordata, Lepidosauria, Squamata, Natricidae. The coding region runs from base 68 to 580 and encodes 170 amino acids. Gene Ontology annotation, biological process: positive regulation of endothelial cell proliferation; positive regulation of angiogenesis. The record is from RefSeq and is a predicted model, not a curated record. The transcript is spliced from 6 exons.
CGUUGGCUGCUCCAACUCUCCGUAGCUCAAUCAGCUGGCCACGGAUUUUUUCGCUUCUUCUUCCAAGAUGGUGGCUCCCAGGUUACUCGGCAACCAGAGGCUUUGGGACAGUUCGGCGUCCUUCUUCCUCCUGCAGCUCCUUUUCUCGGCCGUCGGGGCAAAGCAGGAGCCCAUCACGGCCGACUUCAAUGUCAGGCCCGGCGGGAUGGUUCACUCGUAUUCGCAAAACCUGGGAGACGUUACCUGCAGUUUUACCUACGCAGCUCAGGGCGGGACGAACGAGCAAUGGGAAAUGAUUAUUGCGGUCAACGAAGACAAGAAGCUCUUUUCCUGUUCAAUCUGGAGGCCCCAAGGAAAAUCCUACCUUUUCUUCACCCAGUUUAAAGCUGAGAUGAAAGGAGCAAAGAUCCAGUACGCCAUGGCUUACUCCUCGGCUAGCGUCGGAGGACAGAACGACGUCCCCUUAAAAGAGGAGGAAUUCUUGGUCACGGAACAGGCAGUGUCUCACCGCGAGGGCAAAUUCCACUCCGAACUCUCCAAGCUGAUGAUCGUGGCCGAAAAAUCCCACGACGAACUGUGAGCCCCGUCCACCUUGGCCUCGGAGAAGACAUGCGGUGGGAUCUCGGGUCACUCUUGGUGGAGGACUCUUCUUUCCACGGAUCCCGAGGUCCACCCGAGCACACCUUCAAGAAGAACACAUUUGGGGAAAAGAAACACAAGCCAUGCGUAUGACCCUUGGACUCGCGAGCUCCCUUCCACGGCGUUCUUCCGUGGCAUCGGGGGUGUCCUGCGACGUGUUGGGAAGCCAACCGGGGACAGGAGUACUGCAUCUCGGAUCCGGUGGCUGCAAAAACUGAUUGCAUAGGAUCUGGCCAUGUCCACCUGGAGCAGGAUUUAGCCCGAAAGACUUGCAGAAAGUUCAUCCCUUUGCAGGAAUUGCUGUGUGCGUGUGCGCGCAUGUGUGUGUAAUCCCCUCCAAAAAGUUUCCUUCCCUCUCCCCGCCUCUUCCCCGUAAAUUGGUCGAAUGGUCAUUCCCAAAAAAUUCCCCCUUCCCCCCACCCGUGGAAAUGGAGCAAUGGUAUGAAUAAAAACAGAUUUAUAUCCUCAA